AUGUGCACAUUAAGAAACACCUCCUCUCAUCCUGUAUCCUUCAUCCUGCUAGGAAUCCCAGACCUGGAGAAUUCCCAGUUUGGGAUUGCCUUUCUGUUCUGUGUCAUGUAUGUUGUGGCAGUUGUUGGCAAUAUCACCAUCCUACAUAUAAUCAGAAUGGACAGCACCCUUCAUGAGCCCAUGUACCUCUUUCUGGCCAUGCUGGCUGCUUCUGACCUGGUCCUGUCCUCCUCCACCCAGCCUAAGAUGCUGGCCAUCCUCUGGUUCCACGCUCAUGAGAUUGGAUAUCAUGCCUGCCUCAUCCAGGUGUUCUUCAUCCACGCCUUUGCUUCUGUGGAGUCUGGGGUGCUCAUGGCUAUGGCCCUGGACCGCUAUGUGGCCAUCUGCUUCCCACUGCGACACCCUAGUAUCUUGACUACAUCCGUGGUGGUUAAAGUAGGGACUGUUGUGUUGGGGAGGGGGCUGUUGUUGGUGAGUCCCUUCUGUUUCAUGAUCUCCAGGAUGCCCUUCUGCACCAACAGGGUCAUUCCCCAGUCAUACUGUGAGCACAUGGCUGUGCUGAAGUUGCUGUGUGUUGAUACCAGGGUCAACCGUGGAUAUGGGCUCUUUGUGGCCUUCUCCGUGGUUGGCUUUGAUAUUCUUGUCAUCAGUGUAUCGUAUGUGAUGAUUCUGAGAGCUGUGUUACAGUUGCCCUCAGGUGAAGCCCGCUUCAAGACUUUUGGCACAUGUGCUUCUCAUAUCUGUGUUAUCUUGGCCCUGUAUAUCCCAGCCCUUUUUACCUUCCUCACCCAUCGCUUUGGCCAUCAGGUGCCCCGAGUGGUACACAUCAUGUUUGCUAAUGUCUAUCUACUGGUGCCUCCCAUGCUCAACCCCAUCAUCUAUGGAGUUAGAACCAAGCAGAUAAGGGACAGCGUUAUGAGAGGAUACUGUUUACAAGGAACACAGAAACUUGUAACAGUCAGUUAA
Molecule: messenger RNA, 966 nt
Organism: Fukomys damarensis (Damara mole-rat)
Lineage: Eukaryota; Metazoa; Chordata; Mammalia; Rodentia; Bathyergidae
Product: olfactory receptor 52R1-like
Exons: 2
Coding region: 1-966 (321 amino acids)
Biological process (GO): G protein-coupled receptor signaling pathway
Cellular component (GO): membrane
Molecular function (GO): G protein-coupled receptor activity; olfactory receptor activity
Source: RefSeq, a predicted model, not a curated record